AUGCGCUGCUUGGGUGAUACUUUAUCAGAGUUCAUGGUGGUGGGAAAGGUAAUGAGGAGUCUCGGGCCCAAGUUCAACCAUAUGGUGGUGGUGAUAGAGGAGUCAAAGGACUUGACAAAGCUCAGCCUGGAUGAGUUGAGCUGCUCGUUGCAAGAACACGAGUCUCGGCUUCAAACUCAAGUUGAUGAUGCUGACGAAAAGGUUCUCCAUGUUCGAGGGAAAGGUUUGGUUUCAAGGAGAGUGGUGAAGCUCCUUUCAGAGGGCGUGGAUCUCAUUGGCCUCGAGGACGAGGUCGCGGUAGAGGAAGGAUACCGAAUGACCAACAAACGGGAGAACACUCUGGUUAUAAAAACAAUAUACAAAAAUGCUGAGAAAAUGGAGAAGCCGGUGACUUUUGUUGCAGAAGAGCAAGAGGAGAGCAACUUGUUUAUGGUGCAGUUUGCAUGCAAGGAUAGUGAUGAUGCACAAUGGUUGGUGGACAGUGGAUGUAGUAACCACAUGUCCGGUAACAAAGCUCUCUUCAAGGAUUUGGAUGAGAGUUUCAUGCUUAGUGUUCGACUUGGAGACAACACAGAGAUAACAGCCAAGGGAAAGGGAACGGUGGUCCUGAAUACUCUCCAAGGCAGUGUAAAGCUCCUUCACAAUGUGCAAUAUGUGCCAGGCUUAGCGCAUAACCUACUGAGUGUGGGGCAGCUCUUAUCUAACGGAUACUCAGUACUGUUUGCUGAUGAUGUUUGCACCAUUCUUGACUUAAAAACAGGAGUUAAGUUAAUCACAAUCCCUUGA
This is a messenger RNA of Dioscorea cayenensis subsp. rotundata (Guinea yam), 786 nucleotides long. RefSeq lists its product as uncharacterized. The transcript has 2 exons. The record is from RefSeq and is a predicted model, not a curated record. Lineage: Eukaryota; Viridiplantae; Streptophyta; Magnoliopsida; Dioscoreales; Dioscoreaceae. The coding region runs from base 1 to 786 and encodes 261 amino acids.